AUGGGUUUAAUAGCAGCCGUCAUAAGUGCUCUGCUGGCGUAUAUAACAGUUACGACUUCAGCGCCAACGCGAAACUUCGAGAGGACUGCCCACAAUGUGCAACUUGUCUCAUCCUUUGGGAUACCCGGGAGGAACUACACUUUCGACUAUCUUGUAAUUGGUGGAGGACAGGCUGGUCUGACAAUUGCAGCCAGGUUGGCUGCGAACUCCUCACUUCAGAUAGGCGUUGUUGAGGCGGGUACCUUCUCAGAACUCACCAAUGGCAACCUGAGUCAAGUUCCAGCCACUGCGGCGGUUUAUGUCGCUAAGGACGUCAACGACUGGCAACCUGGCAUUGACUGGGGUUUUAUCACAGCUCCUCAACAGGGUGUCCUCAAUGCCUCUGUACAUUAUCCUCGCGGCAAAUGUUUAGGAGGCAAUUCCGAGCGCAACUAUAUGAUAUAUCAUAUCGGCUCUGCAGGCUCAUAUCAGAUGUGGGCUGAUCAGGUUGGGGAUGACAGCUACCGCUUCGAGAACUUCCUCCCGUACUUCCAGAAGAGUCAGAAAUUCACGCCUCCGGACCAGAGCAGGCGGCCGGCAAAUGCUACGCCAAGAUACGACCCAUCUGUACUUGGCAGAGAUGGACCAUUGUCUGUCAUAUACCCCAACUACGCUGGAGCGUUUGGCACUUGGAUCGAAAGAGGCUUUGCAGCUGUUGGUAUCAGGCCCAUCGAUGGCUUCCAAAGUGGCAAGCUCAUCGGAUCUGGACAUCCCCUUACCACUAUUAACUAUGACCGAAACGUCAGAGAAUCCUCCGAAACGGCAUUCUUAGAACCCGAACUGGGCGAACAAGAUCCCAAUUUGAUAGUCUUUCCAUCGACCAUGGCUAAGAGGAUCAUUUUCGAUUCAGAUAGGAAAGCUACCGGUGUCGAAGUUGACACAGGCGGGCUAAAGUAUGUUUUGAAUGCGGGAAGGGAGGUCAUUGUGUCCGCCGGCAGUUUCCAGUCGCCUCAAUUGCUGAUGGUCUCUGGCGUGGGUCCCGCGGAGACCUUGAACGAGCAUGGAAUCGAUGUUAUAUCAGAUCUGCCGGGAGUAGGGCAGAAUAUGGAAGAUCAUAUUCUGUUCGGAACAACUUAUCGAGUCAAUCUGGUGACGGGCUCAGCUAUGGCUAAUCCUCAGUAUGCAAGUGAAGCAAUCCAGCAAUUCAGGCAGGGCUUUGGGCCUCUCACCAGCAUCGGUGCCGACAUGUUCGGUUGGGAAAAGUUACCUCGAAACACGUCAAACUUCUCCGCCAAUGCCCUGACGGACCUCGCAACAUUCGCUGAAGACUGGCCGGAGGUCGAAUAUCUUACCCCAGGUGGCUAUGUUGGGAACUCGACUGUCUUAGGGGAGGGCUUUCCAAAAGAUGCGUACAACUAUGCCGGCGUUGCGGCCGGUAUGGUGGCGCCGCUCUCACGCGGCACUGUCAGCAUCAUUUCCAACGAUACCUCAGAUCUGCCGAUCAUCAAUCCUAAUUGGCUCAGUCAUCCGACAGACAGGGCCGUUGCUAUCGCAUCAUUUAAGCGCACGCGAGAGAUUUGGGAAUCAGAGGUUAUGCGGGAGAUCACCAUCGGAGAAGAGUAUUUUCCUGGUAGAGCGUUGGUCAGCACGGAUGAAGAGAUUUUGCGAUAUAUUCAGACCAGUUUCGAUACCAUCUUUCACGCUGCGUGUACGUGUAAGAUGGGGAGGACGGGUGAUCCGAACGCCGUCGUUGAUACGAAAGCAAGGGUGUUUGGGGUUCAGGGUCUGCGCGUUGUGGACGCAUCGGCCAUGCCGCUGCUGCCGCCUGGUCAUCCGAUGGCUACGAUAUAUGCGCUUGCAGAGAAGAUUGCGGAUGACAUUCUUAAUGGAAGGUAA
Molecule: messenger RNA, 1875 nt
Organism: Endocarpon pusillum Z07020
Lineage: Eukaryota; Fungi; Ascomycota; Eurotiomycetes; Verrucariales; Verrucariaceae
Exons: 6
Coding region: 1-1875 (624 amino acids)
Biological process (GO): secondary metabolite biosynthetic process
Molecular function (GO): oxidoreductase activity, acting on CH-OH group of donors; flavin adenine dinucleotide binding
Source: RefSeq, a predicted model, not a curated record